CACACAGUGGAGGAAAAAAUGCUUAGUCACCCCUCCAAAGCACAAACACACAUACUUCCGUCUCCGUCUCAGUAUAAUAGCACCUGAGCAGGUGGAGUUGCUGCAGAACAACGGAAUAAUCAGGUACUGCUGUCAGUCAGAAUGAUGAAUGUGCGGAAAGUGCAAAAGACGGUCCUGAGCGUGGAGCAGGCAGAGGGGGUCGGGGCUCGAGUUCGCAGGAGCAUUGGUAGAAAGGAGCUCAGGAACCUGGAUCCUUUCUUGAUGCUGGAUGAGUUUAGAGUGAGCAAGCCAGCAGGAUUUCCAGACCAUCCUCACAGGGGAUUCGAGACGGUAACAUAUCUUUUAGAGGGGACCAUAGCCCAUGAAGACUUUUGUGGCCAUUCUGGACGACUGAAACCUGGAGAUCUGCAGUGGAUGACUGCAGGACGGGGGGUGGUCCAUGCUGAGAUGCCCAUGUCAGAGGAGCCGGUGGUGGGGUUACAGCUGUGGGUUAACCUGUCGAGGCGAGAAAAAAUGGUGGAACCUGCGUACCAGGAGCUUAAAGGCUCGGAUAUCCCCAAACCCAGCCAGGGAGGAGUUGCAGUCACUGUGAUAUCUGGGGAAGCGUUAGGAGCAAAGUCCAAGAUCUACACAAGGACACCAACCUUGUACCUGGACUUCAAAUUGCAGGCAGGGGCCGUGCACGUGCAGCCUGUGCCAAAAGGUUGGACCACAUUCAUCUAUACACUAUCAGGAUCCAUUCAUGUUGGCCCAGAUGAGGAGCAGCAGCAGGUGGAGGCUCAUCACACUGUGGUGUUUGGGGAUGGAGACUGUGUCAGGUUUGAAAACAAGGGCUCUGAGGUUUCUCAUUUUGUGCUGAUCGCUGGAGAACCAAUCAACGAGCCAGUGGUACAACAAGGUCCAUUUGUCAUGACCACCAAGGACGAGAUCAAAGACGCCAUCAAAGAUUACCAGAACUGCAGAAAUGGCUUUGAGAGGGCCUCAAACUGGAGCUCCACAAUCAGAGAUUCUUUUUGACUGCCAUGUCUUUCACUUUUUUGCCUGCUGGAAAACAUUUGUUACUAGAGAAAAAAAAAAAUUAGGGUGGUUUUCCUUUUGUUAUAAUCAUGUAAACAUGGCAAAAGUUUUUUUUUUUAAGAACUUGUUCUUAUUAUUUAAGAUAUGAUUUCUGUAUGAUUAAAUUCAACCUGUUCUGUGAUAUAGCUCCAUUAUGGCACAGCAUUCCCUUGUUAUAUUUAAAUUUUAUGGCAGUUUCUUCUGUUGGUUUAACAGAGCUGGAAACUGUGCAGUGUGUUUGUAAGGAAUUUGUUAAAAUUGUAAUUAUAGUAGACCUAUGACCUAUGAAUCAUUUCACAUAAUAAAGGCACCUAACUCAGGGGAUGAACCAGUGUUGUGUCUACACAUAACAGACACCUUA
Molecule: messenger RNA, 1417 nt
Organism: Archocentrus centrarchus (flier cichlid)
Lineage: Eukaryota; Metazoa; Chordata; Actinopteri; Cichliformes; Cichlidae
Gene: pir
Product: pirin
Exons: 10
Coding region: 142-1017 (291 amino acids)
Biological process (GO): monocyte differentiation
Cellular component (GO): nucleus
Molecular function (GO): quercetin 2,3-dioxygenase activity
Source: RefSeq, a predicted model, not a curated record